AUGAAAUCAGGAAAAAGUUCAACUAAAUCAAAAGAGCCUAAUUUCAGAAUAGCGCCUAAAACAUACUCUUUAAGGACAACCCAAAAGCCACAGAAACCAAGAGGUAUUAAAGAAAGAUCACUUGAAUCAACAGAUUCUUCCAAAGAAGAUCGCUCAGAUGCAGGAAUGUUGAAAACCCUGAAAGAGAAAAAUGAUCAACUUAUCGAAAUGCUGAGAAAGGAAUAUCCUAACCCAGAAGAUCAAAAAAUGCUCGGAAUUUACCAAUCAAAGAAGAAACAUUAA
Messenger RNA from Trichomonas vaginalis G3, 282 nucleotides. RefSeq lists its product as uncharacterized. The record is from RefSeq and is a predicted model, not a curated record. The transcript has a single exon. Lineage: Eukaryota; Parabasalia; Trichomonadida; Trichomonadidae. The coding region runs from base 1 to 282 and encodes 93 amino acids.